Messenger RNA from Scomber japonicus (chub mackerel), 1677 nucleotides. It is a transcript of the gene pmt, whose product is annotated as phosphoethanolamine methyltransferase. The transcript is spliced from 12 exons. The record is from RefSeq and is a predicted model, not a curated record. NCBI's taxonomy places the organism in Eukaryota, Metazoa, Chordata, Actinopteri, Scombriformes, Scombridae. Bases 172 to 1626 code for a protein of 484 amino acids.
CAGCACAACAAGGGCGACGAACCAGGCGCCUGUGAGGGAUCCUGCAGCGGGUAAACACAGCACUUCAUCAUCCUGCUCAUCUGAUCUUUUUAUGAUCAGAGUUUUCUUCACAGAUGUACCGACUCAUCUGUGGCCGAGCACGUUAAGGUCUGUGAUGGAGUUCGUGACAACAUGACAGAGUUUUGGAAGGAGCACUCCAAGGCCGCCACAAUGGAGGAGAUGAUGCUGGACUCACGUGCCAGGGAGCUGACUGAGCAUGAGCUGCCGGAGAUCCUCUCCAUGCUGCCCAGCCUGGCUGGAUACAGAGUGCUGGAGCUGGGAGCCGGCAUCGGUCGUUACACCAGCCACCUGUUGACCAGUGCCACCCAUGUGACAGCUGUGGACUUCAUGGAAAGCUUUGUUGAGAGGAACAGGCAGGAGAAUGGUCACCACAGCAACGCCACCUUUAUCCAAGCUGACGUCACAAAGCUGGAAGUCCCCAAAAACAGCACUGACUUGAUCUUCUCCAACUGGCUGCUGAUGUAUCUGAGUGACAAGGAGCUGAACUCGUUAAUUGAGAAAAUGCUGAGCUGGUUGCGGCCUGGCGGCUUUCUUUUCUUCAGAGAGUCUUGUAACCACCGUUCAGGUGACUCUAAGAGGGACUUCAACCCCACCUGCUACCGCACUGAGGCACAAUACAACCAUAUGAUAUCAACAGUAAUUGAGGAUACAGAGGGGGGCCAAAAGUUUGGUUUCGACGUUGUGCUGAAAAGGAAAGUUCAGACCUACAUUGAGAUGAAAAAUAAUCCUAAUCAGAUCUGCUGGCUGCUGGAGAAGGUACCUCGCUCUUCAGACACCCAGAAAGGAUUCAACACCUUCCAGCAGUUUCUGGACAACAAACAGUACACCAACCGUGGCAUUCUGCGCUACGAGAAGAUGUUCGGGGCUGGUUAUGUCAGCACAGGCGGGCCCAGCACCACCAAGGAGUUUGUGGACCUUCUGAACCUGAAACCUGGCCAGAAGGUUUUGGAUGUUGGCUGUGGCAUUGGUGGAGGAGACUUCUACAUGGCAAAGUCUUUUGGAGUGGAAGUGCUCGGCUUGGACCUGUCAGAAAACAUGGUGGACAUUGCCAUGGAGAGGGCAAUCUCUGAGAAGCUACCAUCAGUCCAGUUUGAGGUGGCAGAUGCUACAAAGAGGGCAUUCCCAGAAGGUACCUUUGAUGUAAUCUACAGCAGAGACACAAUCCUGCACAUAGAUGACAAACUCGCCCUCUUCAAACGCUUCCAUUCAUGGUUAAAGCCAGGAGGCCAGCUUCUUAUUAGUGACUACUGCUGUGGGGAGAAGCCCUGGACACCACAAUUCGAGGCCUACGUCCAACAGAGAGGCUACAUCCUCUACACACCAGCACAGUAUGGCAAGUUUAUUGAAGAAGCUGGUUUCUGCAAUGUUCUGGCAGACGACCGGACAGCUCAGUUCAUCCAGGUGAUAAAGACAGAGUUGCAGAGGGCAGAAGCCAUCAAGGAUGAAUUCAUUGAGGAAUUCUCUGAAGAGGACUAUUUUGCAAUAGUUAACGGAUGGAGAGAAAAACUGGGACGUUCCAACAGUGGAGACCAAAGAUGGGGAUUAUUUCAUGCAACAAGGGUUUGAGUGAAUGUACUAAAAAUGUAUUGAAGUGAAUAAAAGAAAAAAAAACUGGAA